GUUCUCUUCCCUCAACUCUCUCUCUCUCUCGUGAAAGAAAUAUAACCAAAACAAAAAAAAAGAAAGAAAAAUGUCAGGGUGCAGCAAAAUCCGGUACAUUGUGAGACUCCGCCAAAUGCUACGGCGGUGGAGGAAGAAGGCAUCAAUGACUGCCAAGCGCUUACCGUCGGAUAUACCUGCUGGACAUGUGGCCGUCACUGUAGGGACCGAUUGUAAAAGAUUUGUGGUCCGGGCGACGUACUUGAACCAUCCAUUGUUUAAGAAACUAUUGCUCCAGGCGGAGGAAGAAUAUGGGUUUACGAACUCAGGGCCACUGGCCAUCCCCUGUGACGAGUCCCUGUUCGAAGAGGUUCUCCGGUACCUGGCCCUCUUCGAGUCGACUCACAGCAACUCAGCCCGAUUCAUGAAUUUGGAGGAGUUCCAAAGAUAUUGCCACGUAGGCAUGCGGAGCAACCUUGAGUUUCUAGCGGAGUCACGCCCCCUCCUCAACGGGAUUGCCGAUAAGUCCGUUUGGUGAGAGGGGGGGAUUGAUGAAUGAGGGUGGGCAGAAGCUGAUUCUUUUACCCGGAUUUUUCUUCUUAAAGGUUGCUUUAAUAAUUCUUGGAAAUUUGAUUCCGGGAGGGUCCUGAAUUACCCAGUCUACUGACUACUGAGUCGCGGUGGUACUGAGUCUGAGUCUACUCCGGAGGAUGUGACGGAGAUGGCAAGUAGGUGGGCAAGUAGCCACCGAGUCGUCCCGGGUUCCAACCGGAUGAGAACCAGCCAACAACAGAGGAAAGACCACCCCGCCUAAUAAAAUUUGCAAAAUGCGGACGAGGGAAGCGAAGAGCAAGUUUGCGAUUAUGAGGGGAAAAUUUUAUUUUAUUUUUUUUAA
Coffea eugenioides is the source of this 874-nucleotide messenger RNA. RefSeq names its product auxin-induced protein 6B. The record is from RefSeq and is a predicted model, not a curated record. The transcript has a single exon. Gene Ontology annotation, biological process: response to auxin. The coding region runs from base 71 to 517 and encodes 148 amino acids. NCBI's taxonomy places the organism in Eukaryota, Viridiplantae, Streptophyta, Magnoliopsida, Gentianales, Rubiaceae.